This is a messenger RNA of Sorghum bicolor (sorghum), 1207 nucleotides long. Its product is annotated as peroxidase 1. Bases 116 to 1105 code for a protein of 329 amino acids. The transcript is spliced from 2 exons. The record is from RefSeq and is a predicted model, not a curated record. NCBI's taxonomy places the organism in Eukaryota, Viridiplantae, Streptophyta, Magnoliopsida, Poales, Poaceae. Gene Ontology annotation, biological process: hydrogen peroxide catabolic process; response to oxidative stress. Gene Ontology annotation, molecular function: peroxidase activity; heme binding. Gene Ontology annotation, cellular component: plasmodesma; plant-type cell wall.
UCCGAAGGCAAUGUCCAUCAUCCACGUUCCAGCCUGAUUACAUGCAAAACAUUCUUGCUUGAUCUACACCAUAGAACUAUCUGAGCCAUUAUUAAUAUUUGUGGUCAAAAGUUCCAUGGCGAUUAAGCAUUUUGUAGUUAUGCUGCUGCCUAUGGCCCUCCUGCUCCUCGCAACAGGUAGCUCACCGGUGGUGGCUCAGCUGGAGCUCGGCUACUACAGCAAGACAUGCCCGAACGCCGAGGCGAUCGUCCGCGCCGAGAUGGAGAAGAUCAUCUCAGCUGCACCCAGCCUUGCUGGCCCGCUCCUCAGGCUUCAUUUCCACGACUGCUUUGUCAGGGGAUGUGACGCUUCUGUCCUGCUCGACUCCACCGAGGGCAACCUGGCAGAGAGGGACGCCAAGCCGAACAAGAGCCUCCGGGGAUUUGGUUCCGUGGAGAGGGUGAAGGCCAAGCUCGAGGCCGCCUGCCCUAACACCGUUUCCUGUGCCGACGUCCUCACCCUCAUGGCCCGUGAUGCCGUUGUGCUGGCCAAGGGCCCCUCCUGGCCGGUGGCGCUCGGGAGGCGAGACGGCCGUGUGUCCAGCGCAACGGAGGCGGCCGAGCAGCUACCCCCAGCGCACGGUGACAUCCCCCUGCUCACCAAGAUUUUCGCUUCCAAAGGCCUCGACGUCAAGGACCUCGCCGUCCUCUCCGGCGCGCAUACCCUUGGCACGGCGCACUGCCCGUCCUACGCCGGCCGGCUCUACAACUACAGCAGCGCCUACAACGCGGACCCCUCCCUCGACAGCGAGUACGCCGACAGGCUCAGGACGCGCUGCAAGAGCGUCGACGACAGGGCCAUGCUUUCCGAGAUGGAUCCCGGCAGCUACAAGACCUUCGACACGAGCUACUAUCGCCACGUUGCCAAGCGCAGGGGACUGUUCCAGUCCGACGCCGCGCUCCUCACCGAUGCAACCACCAGGGAGUACGUCCAGCGCAUUGCCACUGGCAAGUUCGACGACGUGUUCUUUAAGGACUUCAGCGAGUCCAUGAUCAAGAUGGGCAACGUUGGCGUGAUCACCGGUGCUGACGGGGAAAUUAGGAAGAAAUGCUACAUCGUCAACUAAAGUAUAUAUCAGCACGUUGUAAAUGAUAGGGCGCAUACCUGUCUGUUGUUCAUCAAUGUAAUGUAUUAAUUAUAUUGCAAGUAAAUUCAUUCUUUCUCAGUA